UCCUGCUGGCUGCUUACCUCAUGCUAAUAACAGGCUGUCUGCUAACAUUAGCCGCCUUUAAAACAUCUGGUGCUGCUGUCGGUGUUAAAGUAAUAUCAAAUUAGUUUGUCAGCCUGUUCUCCAGACAGGACUGACCGUUUUGUAAUGGCUGUUUUUUCUCGGCUGUAAAAGGUCAGACGUUGUGUCUUACAGCCCGUUUUUAGACACUUCCUCUUCAGCUAACUGAGUUAGCAAACAACUAAGCUGAAUGUAAUGUUGCACUACUAACGUUUCACAUGAACAGCUCUUCCCAAACCGUGUUGUUAUACAGUCAUGGUGAAAAAUAUUUAGCUCCAAAUGAUCUCCUCGGGUAGCAGCAGAUGUAAGAUAACAACCUGAUGCAUGAUGUGAGGUGUGUUAAAGCCUUUUGACAUCUGCUGAUAUGGUGGACUUGAGACUGACCCUCAGGAGCCCCCAGCCUCACUUUGUUAUGAGAGUCUGGGGAAAAUGUUGCCACAGGUUAUGGAUCUAGGACAUCGUCUUUCAUGAGAUUCCGAUUUCAUAUCGCUUCAAUCAAACAGCUGUAAGGACCAUGGAGAGAGAAGCAGCUGAGAAGGAGAUGGAUGGUGUUACAGACACUGAUGAAGAGAUCCCCGAUGGUGUUUCCGCAUCAGUUACGAAUUCUAGUCAUCGGGAGGCUGGACAGACCGUUGAUGCCUGUGAGCAGGAAGACAAAACUCAGGACACCCCAAAUCCCGCCACUCCACAAGACUCUGGAAUAGGUGAAGCAGAGGAUUGUGGAUCUACUGAGGCCAAAGAGGAUACUGAGGAGGCUUCAGAUGGGUUCGAGCAUGACAGCACUGCAGAUCACGAGAACUUGCAUGUUAUUAAUCAAGAAGAGGACGAAGCUGCCAAGGAGCAGCACAUGAACGGGGAGUCUGGCUGGAGGAACGUCGGAGCUGGAAGGAGAUGCAAACUGAGGAGCAGUGGAUCAGUUUCAGAGCAGAGUGGUCAAAGUGGUUUUUCCACCAUUCAAAAAGGCAAUGUUAUGUCAAGCGGUGGCCGGCACAAGCAAACCCGCAGACGUAACCACCACCACCAUCAGCAGAACCGUGGCCGCAGGCGGACAGGCAACCAGCUCGCCUUAGCCUUCAAGGAGAUGCUGUCGGAGUCUCUGAGCUUCUGGUGCAUCUCCUGUGUCCACAUGAUGAUUGAGAUUAUUGUCACAUUAACUCACAAUUGUGGAGUUGGCGUGGAGACGGGAGGGGUGAAACUUUACAACUUUGGGCAGCAGCUCCUUGCGAAGAUCACAGACACAGCAGGAAUGAAGGCGGACGCUAGCCGGAUUCUGAAAUGGAUUAAAUGCACAGGAACAGACCUGGUGGAUAAAAUAGUUAGGUCAGUGAAGUGGGUUAAGACAGCUGCCUUAUCUUCUUUGAGACUUUUAAGUGCUUUGGUUAUUCUUGGGUCCCAGUGGGCGAAGGGUGUGUUGUUCCGCCUUGGUGGAGAGAGGGGAAAGCGCUAUUGGACAGCUUUUCAGGAGUCAAGGUUUUGGAAGAGGCUGGUGUCCCUGCUGGAGAGAGUCCGAAGCAGGUUCAGGAGGGAUGGAUGUGCACCGCCGUCCAGCCCUGAGUCACCUGGCAGAGCAGGGAGAGGCCAGCCAGGCCAGGAGCUGGAGAGACUGCUGGCCUUGGCUGAGGUACCAGAGGACGAGCUGGACCCCUUUACAGUGCUCGGCGUGGAGGUGCAUGCUACUGAGGCUGAGCUGAAGAAGGCCUACAGGCAGCUGGCCGUCCAGGUCCAUCCAGACAAGAAUAAACACCCACGAGCUGGAGAGGCUUUCAAAGUAUUGAGGGCUGCCUGGGAUAUUGUCAGUAACCCAGAGACACGACGGGAGUAUGAAUUGAAGCGUAUGGCAGCGACUGAGCUCUCAAAGUCCAUGAACGAGUUUCUUACUAAACUGCAGGACGACCUGAAGGAAGCCAUGAACACCAUGAUGUGUACCAAGUGUGAAGGCAAACACAGGCGGUUCGAGAUGGAUCGUGAACCUGCCGAGGCCCGGUUCUGUGCUGAAUGCAAUCGUUGCCAUAGUGCUGAGGAGGGGGACUUGUGGGCUGAGUCCAGCAUGCUGGGCCUUCGCAUCACAUAUUUUGCCUGUAUGGAUGGCAAGGUCUAUGAUAUUACAGAGUGGGCAGGCUGCCAACGAAUAGGCAUUUCUCCUGACACGCACCGUGUGCCCUAUCACAUCUCUUUCGGUUCAAAGAACAACAGCAACUCCACACGACACAGGACGCCCUCAGAGCCUGCCGCAGGUCCGACCAACCCCGCAGAUUUGCAGGACUUCUUUAACCGCAUCUUCAAGGGAGGACCUGCCAAUGACAUGGCUGCCAAUGGGGGCUUCUUCCCCUCAGGUCCACCCCAUCAUAAUGCACCUGGUGCUGGAGCACCCCCGUUCUCCCCUCCCCCAAGCCAGUCAGGUUUCUUUAUGCCAGGGAGUCACCGGCCAGAGUCCAGCGAGACAUGGGCUGAAAGUGGCAAACCCCCCAGAAGGAGGAAGAAGGUCCGCAAACCCUUCCAGAGGUGAGGUCUGUGGAUCAAAAUAGCAGCACAGGGACACAAUGAAUAAUGGCCAUGUUUGUCUCUCGCCUGCCUGUUGGCAUGUCAAGACCUGAACUGGAGAAGAUUCACGUGAGAGAGGCUGCGUCAGAUCGGCCAAGGAGGAGAGACUGGAUCACGAAGAGGAGCCUGUUGACUGAGUACAAGUAUUGAAGGAGGGUUGAAGACGUGGCAGUGAUGGUGCUUUACCUCUCAUUUCACGUUACUUUUUGUUGGUGUUUAAGACAGCUGUAGCCUUGGCAUUGAAAUCCUUAUCGGGAUGCUGUAAUGAAACAUUUUUUUUUUCCUGCCAAAUCCUGCAAAGCACGAUUAAUUUACUUGCAUCUUAACAGUUAAUUUCUCUCACUUUUGUUUAUAAGGUUAAUUUAAGGCAUUGGUUCAGAGAGAGGGACUGUGAGUUAUGGAUCACUAUAAUCAACAUGAGGAAGAUGUGAUCUGGGCAGUUUCACUGUGUCAGUGUUAUUCAUGUUAGCACACAUCCACUAAAUUUACAAAAACAAUAGAACAUUUUGAAAACUUCUAGAAACCAUGUUUUUAUCGGUAAGCUCCCCUGUCUGCUUUUAUAGUAAAACCAGAGCAGAGGUGUGAGUCUCUUGUAGUGUGCCCACAGACAUGAAGGGAAGGCAAAGAAUAUUUAAGUACACAUGCCUCAGUGAAAGUCACAUGCAGUCAAGCCCCAGCAUGAGGGAUCCACUGAGCUAACUAGCAUUAACAUUAACAGGCAAAUUGUCUGUUAAACAAACCUGAUGCAUAUUUAAAUAUUACCUGAGUUUUUCUAGAGUUGUGAAAAAACAAAUUUGUUCUCUGUAGAAGUUCAGUUUCAGUGGUUAGUUGUUUCAGCUCCAGAUUGGCCUUUUUAAUUACAGCGCAGGUUCAGCUCUAACAGCAGGAAGGAGUUCAGCAGUGUUUCUGUAAUACUGAGCUGCUUUGAGAAGGUCCCACAACUUUAAGUGUCACCUUGACAUUUUGAAAUGUUGGUACUUUUCUAAACCAGGGAUGGGUUGCUGUUUAAAAGACCACAUUGACUUGAUCUAUACUGCCCCCCUUUGAUUCAAAGUGUAAUCACACGAAAUGAAAAUGUUGCUCACAGUUCAGCUGAUUUUCAAAGCUAGUAAUAUAAGCUAGACAAUACAACAGCUAACAGCCAUUUGACUCUUAAAUGUAUGUAAUUUGAUGUCAGGAGUUGUGGUUAUUUAUAAAUAUUGAAGCAAGCCGCACCUGUAUGUAAACUUACAGUGCUUUUACAAUUAGUUUUUUUUGUUCACCAUAAGCAUUGUUAAUUUUGUUUGAUCGGCAAGGUAAGCCUUGAAUAAGACAACAGUUAAAACACUUGUUGCAUUUGAAACAUCUGCAAUAUGUAAAUUUCAUAUAGUUGAUUUGUGUGGUUGUGCACGCUGCUACUGGAAAAUUAACGUUCCAGUCGUCCAAAUAUGAUCAUCUGGGUCCAACUUCCUGUAAAGUGCCAUUUUUUGCCAGGUAGUUUUUGAGGGGCAUGUUAAGACAUGACUGUCACCCAGCUCAGGACAAGUUGGGAAAAUAAUCUACCGUAGAAAAAUAAACAGUCUAAAUAAUGGUGCUACUCCUGAGUGUCAGAUUUGUUUCUAACUGUCUUGUUUAUUACUUUAAAAUGUAUGCAUUUUCAUCUUAUUUAAUCAUCUCAGUGGCUCCUGGCAGCGACAGGUGUGCAUUCAUGUGCUAUAACCUAGGGUUUUCUUGUGGUUAAUGCUUCCUGGAUGUGGUUCAGCUUUCAAAAUGUCAAGGUCACAGGUUCAAAGAAAAUAUCAUCUUCAUCAGUUUUAUUGUAUCUUACAACAUGAAGGGGUCAGAAAAAUGACAAUAGGUUGUAUUUUGGGUUUGGUUUCUUGAUAAGGUUUUUGCAUAGAGAUAAUUUCCUUUUCAUUGUAGGUUAAUUUAAGAAAACAGAACUAUUGUUUACACCUGAUAUGUGAAGGUUAUGAGAGUGUGGUAAAAUGGCUUUUAUGUGUGAUUAGGCAUUUGAUAAAGGCUAUUUUUUAUAUUGACAGUUAAUAUGAAAAGUACCAUAUUCGUUGUUUUGGAAUUGUGUUAAUAUGCACACCUGCCCAGGUAAUAACAUCAGAAGGAUUCAGAACGGUUAUCAGCCUAACCAGACUCCUCCAGCUGCAGCUGAGUGGGAGGUGUGCUAAGCUAACAGCUCAUUUGCAACUAAGAUUUUUUUUUUUGGUAGAAUCUGAACAUUGAAUGAGUGACAAUUUAAAAAACAAGAGUUGAGUUGCACAAACACUACACUCUGGAGAAACCCAAAUCUAAGAACUAUCUUAUGGCAUUAUAAUGCAUACCGUGGGUUUGUCUGGUAGCUUGAAAGAUGACCCUUUAUUGCACUUGACAUUAAAGAAUAACCAUGGUAUUUUUCAACCUGGA
Micropterus salmoides (largemouth bass) is the source of this 4995-nucleotide messenger RNA. It is a transcript of the gene dnajc14, whose product is annotated as DnaJ (Hsp40) homolog, subfamily C, member 14. Gene Ontology annotation, molecular function: dopamine receptor binding. NCBI's taxonomy places the organism in Eukaryota, Metazoa, Chordata, Actinopteri, Centrarchiformes, Centrarchidae. The coding region runs from base 572 to 2563 and encodes 663 amino acids. The transcript is spliced from 8 exons. The record is from RefSeq and is a predicted model, not a curated record.